Messenger RNA from Angiostrongylus costaricensis, 471 nucleotides. The record is from the annotation of a GenBank genome assembly. Lineage: Eukaryota; Metazoa; Nematoda; Chromadorea; Rhabditida; Metastrongylidae.
AUGAACACUGCCGCUUUCUUAGCAUUUCUGAACGAAUUCACGCCCAAAGAAGCGUCAAAACCACUGAGUGGCCAAAAUGAGGCUGUCCUUAUUGUUACUGUGACAGUUUACGUUGCUGAGAUGAUCAUCUUUAUGAUUGGCAUACUUCUAUAUCACCAUUGCGUGUUUAUGCCAAGAGUUCGACUAAAAAUGUAUAAGGAGGAAUGGCCACAAACUGACACUGGAGAUGUCGAAACAUUACCUCGUAUGGAAGAUAUGACGCAACCCGAUGCCGACGUGGAAGAUAAGACAUUAUUCUCAAAUACAUUUGAGCGAAGAAAGAAGUCGAAAUCUCGGGAAUUCUUGGAGCCGAGCACACCUCCUUCCAGCGCGCAUGAUGAUUUGCGACAAAUUUUCGACACCGGCAUGGUUGCGGACAACAUAAACAACACUAUGGUGACAGUUUUCUUUAACUUCAUAAUUUUAGCUUAA